AUGCCUGCUCCAGAUAUUCCAAAAUCUGUCAUUCAGAAGUUAAUGUUCUUCACUGCAUUGAUGGUGAUUUUCCCAUUGUUGACAUUUUUUGCCUUACAAUAUUUUACCGAUAACUCAAUAAUAAGUGGAGGAGUUGCUGCUUUAGCGGCCAACGUUGUUUUGAUUAGUUAUAUAAUUGUUGCUUUCACUGAAGAUACUACUAAACUCGAUGAAAAACAGGAAUUAAAGAAAGAUAUAUAG
Molecule: messenger RNA, 240 nt
Organism: Candida dubliniensis CD36
Lineage: Eukaryota; Fungi; Ascomycota; Pichiomycetes; Serinales; Debaryomycetaceae
Exons: 2
Coding region: 1-240 (79 amino acids)
Biological process (GO): vacuolar proton-transporting V-type ATPase complex assembly
Cellular component (GO): endoplasmic reticulum membrane
Source: RefSeq, a predicted model, not a curated record